Molecule: messenger RNA, 3416 nt
Organism: Pocillopora meandrina
Lineage: Eukaryota; Metazoa; Cnidaria; Anthozoa; Scleractinia; Pocilloporidae
Source: the annotation of a GenBank genome assembly
AUGGAUUCCGUCCUCCAGUAUGUGCAUAACAUCGAUAUUUACACAUGGUUAGCGUUAACCUUUGGUUUUUUAGUGCUCGUCUAUUGGCAAGGUUUGCUCCGAUACAACUCGAUUCUUGGCGGUUCUCCAAUCCCGGGUCCAAAACCGUGGCCCUGGAUCGGUAAUCUCCUCGAUAUUUUCAAAUAUGGCGGCAUUCACAAGAUGUUCCUUAACUAUUUCUACAAGUACGGACGAGUAUACAAGUCGUGCUUUGGUCGCUCACCGAUUAUUGUCGUCACCGAUCCCGAAAUUGUCAAGCAAAUUUUGGUCAAGGAUUUCCACAAGUUCCCAAAUCGACCUGCUUUCAUCAAACCCAGACCACCUCUGAACUCGGGAUUGUUCAUCGCUGAAGGAGAGACGUGGAAGCGUAUAAGAACGACUCUAACUCCCACCUUUACCGCCAACAAACUGAAGCAGAUCGUGCCGAUAAUAGAAAAUGCCUCGGAGAAGCUUCAUGCCAAAAUGGAAAAGUUCUCCGAAACGGGUAAGCAACCGUGAAACCUUAAACUUUAUUCAUUCUUUGUAUCAAUUACGUAACUAGGAAUAUUCGUGGCUUAAUAUUUGGUAUUCAAAAAAUAUGUUUUAUUUUCGCAAGAUAAAAUUGUGUGCUGUCCAAAAUUUGUUACCAUCGCUAAAUUUAUCGGAAACAUUUUGCUCGUUACGCCGGAUUUAAAGUUACAUUUGUUGUUUUUAAAUCAAUUCUAGCACAUCCUACAAGGUUUUAUUUAUCUAAGAAGAGCUAUCAAAAAGCUAAAAUUGCAACAAUACACGAUAAAAUUAGAGAAAUAAUCUUUCAAUCAAGGGUCGGCUUUAUUAACGUCGGUAUAAAACACAAUUCAAUAUGUCAGGCUGCAAUUCCCUACUAAGCCUUUUUGUGAAAAAAUCUGCAUUUUGCAGUUGUCUUUUUCAAGCAUCUUUUGUUUAGACGGAUUACAAUAACAGUUGUCCUAGCGAACAAAUACUGAAUAAUUUACCCAGCAUGUCACGCCUUUUUGUGAAAAAAUUUGCAUUUCGCAGUUGUCUUUUUCAAGCAUCUUUUGUUUAGACGGAUUACAGUAACAGUUGUCCAAGCGAACAGAUACUGAAUAAUUUACCCGGCGUGUCACGCUUCUGUAAUGUUUCUUACGGCAACUGCCUGUUGCAUCUUAAUAUCCACCUGUAGGUUCUUCGCCGCCUUUUUCUCCGCUUCGUGAUUGACAUUAAGCACUAAGAUUUCAAUGACGUGUUGUUUUACCAAAAUAUCACCAGUUUUGAUUCACUCUGACAAAAAUUGGGAAUUAAUUUUGCGAAUGUCACGCAACUUUUUUUAUAAAAGUACAGUGAACAUGCUUUUACAUCUAAUGUACACUCUUUUUUUUAGUUAGAAACUUUUUUUUAAGGACGUUCAGGCUGAGAUUAAACGAAACUUUAAGAACAUACUUAGGCUGAAUGUCAAUAAAGAAGGCCGUUAUAUUCAACCUAGGCCCCAAACUAAGACAUGUAAAUCCCUACUUACUCGAGUAUUCUUAACCCAGAAUUUCGAAUAUGCACGAACUCAGUCUCACCAGUAACUCUAGUGAAAAUUCAACCCCAUUAUAGUCAAUCCAGCGGUGAAAAUGCGACUCAAUCAAGCGGCACAUCUCAAUUAACCUAGUGCCUGUCCUAUCGCUAGGAAGUAGACCCCCCCCCCCCCCGCGGCAGGGGAAUCGGUUGGAACGUACCCGUAAUAUUGGUUACAACUCGUCCAUCACAUACAUUUAGUCUCCCCCAGUGGCAAAGGCUGGAGGGUUUUUGUGGGAAAUAGCAUAGUUUUCAGUGGGAGGGGAAGGGGGAAGGGGGAGGGGAGAUUAGUCGUCGCCAACAUAGUAUAAAGGGGGUAUUAUAUAAAUCCCCCAACCCCUAUUUCUUCCCUCCCCCCCACCGAUAAUCAGUGACCGGUAACUUAUUUCCAUUUUUGUUUUUCGCUAGGUGAGUCAGUAGAUGUCAACCGUCUCUUCAGUCUUUUCGCUUUAGAAGUGAUCAUGAAAGCAGCAUUUGGCUUUGACACCGACGUACAAAUGAAACCAGACCCAGAAUUUGUGGAAAAAGCUAGAAACGUCUUUAAAACACCCCUCUACUUUCGAGUGUUCUCCGUGCUUCCAUUCUGGACCUACCUCAGCCGCUUCUUCAGCAUCCUACAGAACGCAGAUUAUUUCGUCGCCUUGGCAAAAAGCAUGCUCGAUCAACGAAGCCAGCAGGGUUCAACGGGAGUUAGAGACUUGGUACAGCUUAUGCUGGAAGCCCAUGAGACCACAGUCGAUGGAGUCAGCAAGUUGAGUGAUAAUGAAAUCGUGGCUCAAUCCAUUACGUUCUUGUUGGCCGGCUUUGAGACUACAGGGAACACCUUGACAAACGCGGCAUACCUCCUAGCAGCCAAUCAGAAGGUUCAGAACAAGCUCAUUGAAGAGAUCGACGAAGCUGAAGAAGCCCGUGGAAGCACUCCCCUUUAUGAUCAUGUGCAAAAACUCGGGUACUUGGAUCAAGUCAUCUCUGAGGUUCUUCGCCUUUGUACCCCAGCUUUUAACCUAAUCCGUCGCUGUGACGAAGACGCGGAGUACAAAGGUAUCCGCAUCCCCAAGGGAGUUGAAGUCAACGUUCCCUCGUACGUGCUGCAUCGGGACCCGGAGGUAUGGGAGAGUCCCCUGGAGUUCAACCCGGAGAAUUUCUCCCCUGAAGCAAAGGAGAAGCGAAACCCGUAUUCCUUCCUCCCGUUUGGAACAGGUCCACGCCAAUGUAUAGGAAUGCGUCUUGCUCUAUUGGAGAUCAAACUCGCUUUGCUAAAAAUCCUGCAACGAUUCAAGUUUGAACGCGCCCCAGAAACCGUGGCCACCCUAGAACACCGAGCUGUGAUUCUCAUGGUACCCAAAGAUAUGAUAUAUCUCAAGAUAAAGGCACGUUAAGUUUUUACAUAAAAGGAACGUUUUUCACUAACUAUAUCUGCUGGUAAAUGUGUUGCAUUAUUAUCUUACAGACAUCAAGCUUCUUUGAGGAUCCAUACUCAGAUAUACACCUUAUUCUAUGGUUUAACAUGUGAUAAGCUCGAAUAUUUUGCGAGUCACUCGGUAUUAUUCCGUGCCCUAUAUUUACUUCGGGGUCGUCCGAUUUUAAUUUGUUAAUCACUCAUACGAUUAUAGACCGAAUGGGACUCCAAUCGGUCCCAUUACCAUUGUGGUGUAAUGAUGAUGUUCAGUAUUCAUGUACAAAGGCAAGAAAUGGUCCGUCAAAAGGGAUCAGCUCUGGUUUUUAAACAUGAAACAUGUAAUAAAGUUUAACAUUUAUAAGCUUACUGGCCCAUUAAUGCAACAGCUCACUCCGAUUUCAAUUAAGGCGACGAGGAGAAUUAUUAUUAGGGACCUUAA